Molecule: messenger RNA, 2031 nt
Organism: Penicillium argentinense
Lineage: Eukaryota; Fungi; Ascomycota; Eurotiomycetes; Eurotiales; Aspergillaceae
Exons: 2
Coding region: 1-2031 (676 amino acids)
Biological process (GO): potassium ion transmembrane transport
Cellular component (GO): plasma membrane
Molecular function (GO): potassium ion transmembrane transporter activity
Source: RefSeq, a predicted model, not a curated record
AUGGGAUGCGGAGGCGAUCGCGAGAAGGGCAAUGUGCCCAUGGAGGAGAAAUGGGACUAUGUGAAUCUGAACGAUUUCAAGCCCGAGUCCUGCUGGACGCCUUUCUCAUACUUCUUCCUUUGGGUAUUCCUCAUCGUCUCGCUUGCUGUCUAUGGUGUCGACACCUUCACAGCCGUCAACUUGCUGGCCUUCUCUCGCUGGGCCGGCCGAGUCGAGCCCGCCAUUCCGUUCAAGAUCUCGCGUUGGAUCUUCGCCGUCUGCAUUCUUGUUUCAUUCGCUCUGCUGAUCUAUCGAUGGAUCCUCGCCAUCCGUGCAAUUCGCUCGGGCAGUAUCACCAAGAGCUAUCUCGACCCCCUCGCCGUCCGUGUGCAGAGUGUCCGCGUAUUCGGAUCCAAAGGUCAAGGCUGGAAACGAUUCCUGGUGUUUGCUGAACUGACCAAGAGUAAGAAAGGCGCCGAGUAUGUUGCGCUAUAUACCUACUUCUCUUUUCAGUUCUGGAUGAACACAGUUUUCGCGGACGGGCCUCGACAAGUUAUCAACGCCAUCACCUUGUGGUCGGUCAUGAAAGCCGAUCUCGUUCCGGGCGGAGAAAAUGCAAACAAAGACGAUGGUUCCUCGCCAAUUCUUCAAUUUUUUAACAACGUGAAGAUCCUCGCCGAAGACAACAAUCUUCAGGCAGUGGUCUUGUUUGGUAUGCUUUUCACAUUGAUCAUCUGGGUCCUGUCGGUGUUGAAGUUGAUCUCUGCCAUGGUGCUGUACCUGGUCUUCCUGUUCCACCAUAUCCCGCAGGAAGAUGGAACCCUUCGAGCCUACUGUCGACGCAAAAUUAGCAACCGACUGAAGCGUAUUGUCCGACGCAAGGUUGACAAGGCCCUGGCCAAGGGCUUCCAGCUACAGAAUCGCACGGCGACGCAACCUAGCCUGGCGAGCGCCGAUUCGAAGCCAACCCUGCCCGAUAUGGACAAGGACCCGAUUGUGACGACUCUGUCUCGCAGCACCACCGAGACUACGAUGACCACUCUUCCCCCGUAUACGCGGUCGAACUCCACUGCCACUGAGAGGAAGCCGACAUUACCCAAUCUCGGUAUCGAUGUGAAGCCAUCGUUGACUCGAACGACCACUCAGUCUUCCGGCAUUUCGGAUUCCACUUCUUUCACAGCGAAUGCGGCCGACAUGGGAUACAGUCCUUUGGACCGUGGAAACUCCCCACUGCCCCCUGUUCCACCUCUGCCUGCGACCAUUAUUCCAGCCAGGACUGGCUCCACACAAUCGCAACCAACACCCCGUGGUCCACCCUUGAACACUAGUUUCAACCGCAAUGGCCCAACUCCUCCACGACGCAACUUGACGGAUUCGGCUACACAGCUAUAUGCAACCACUACACCUACAUCAGCCGCACCGACUGACUAUUUUGGUCGCUCCCAUGCGCCCGCUCAUGAUUACUACGGCGGAAAUGAGUCCGCCUAUGGCAACUAUGGCCAAGAUGAGGAUUAUGAUUACUAUGGCGGAUCAUCUACCCCAUAUAGCCAGAGGGCUCCUCCCCGCUCGCAGGGAUAUGUGCCUCAGGACCCAUACAGGUCUUAUACCCCCGCAAGCACUGGUGCUACACCCCAUCCUCAAGGCGGUGUUCGUGAUCCGUACCAAGCCAGAUCAUACACGCCUGGGAGCACCGUUGCCACACCCACUUCACGAACGGGUGACCAGGACCUUUACCAGGGCAGAUCAUACACACCGGCCACGUAUCACGGUACACCCGCUCCACAAAACAGCCAAAGCGCCGUGCGACCUCCUCCACAGACUUAUGCUCCCAUAAGUCCCGGCAAUUCUACCCAAAGCAGUGGCUACACCGCCUUCAACCGCGCUGGGUCUGCUCCAACUCCAGCACCACAAACUCAGCCUCAGGGGCAGCCAGCACCUGUUCCCACGGGCUAUCGGCCUUUCACCCGCGCCAAUACCGCCUCACCAUCGAUGAAUCGCGAUGGUCCGCCGGCGGGUUAUUCUUUCAACCGCGCCAAUACUGAUCAGUUUUAA